Molecule: messenger RNA, 786 nt
Organism: Fomitiporia mediterranea MF3/22
Lineage: Eukaryota; Fungi; Basidiomycota; Agaricomycetes; Hymenochaetales; Hymenochaetaceae
Product: DUF1605-domain-containing protein
Exons: 3
Coding region: 1-786 (261 amino acids)
Cellular component (GO): catalytic step 2 spliceosome; intracellular anatomical structure
Molecular function (GO): RNA binding
Source: RefSeq, a predicted model, not a curated record
AUGCGCGCUUUGGAGUUGCUUUAUGCAUUGGGUGCCUUAAAUGACCGAGGAGAACUAACGAAACUCGGUCGACGUAUGGCUGAGUUCCCAGUCGAUCCGAUGUUAUCCAAAGCCAUCAUCGCGAGCGAGGAUUACUCAUGUACAGACGAAGUCCUAACUAUCAUCGCUAUGCUCUCCGAGUCCGGAUCCAUCUUCUACCGUCCAAAAGACAAGAAGCUCCACGCAGACCAGGCAAGGCAGAACUUCGUUCGAAAUGGUGGAGAUCAUUUCACGCUUUUGAAUGUAUGGGAACAGUGGGCGGAUACGAAUUAUUCGCAGCAGUUUUGUUAUGAGCAGUUCUUGCAGUUUAAGAGCUUGAGUAGGGCGAGGGAUAUUAGGGAUCAACUUGCGGGGUUGUGCGAGCGUGUGGAGAUUGUUAUUCAGUCGAGUCCGAAUACGAAUGAUAUCACGCCGGUUCAGAAGGCGUUGACGUCUGGGUAUUUCUAUAAUACCGCCCGACUUCAAAAGAGCGGAGACUCCUACCGAACACUCAAAACCAACCAAACCGUAUACAUCCACCCAUCAUCAAGUCUCUUCCAACACCAGCCUCCAGUGAAGUUCGUAUUAUACUACGAACUAGUCAUGACAUCCAAAUCGUAUUUGCGGCAAGUGAUGGAGAUCAAACCUUCAUGGUUGCUAGAAGUCGCACCACACUUCUUCAAGCCGGCGGAUUUAGAACAACUUGCGGUUGGUGACAAAAAGAUGCCGAAGGCUGUUGGUGCUUCAUCAUCAUCGACACCAGCAUAG